UAAUGGUUCUUUCUUGGAUUGUAAACUAAAAACAAAAAGUGGCCACCAUGAACCACCACAAAGAACAAACUGAAGCCACCAUCAACCUAUCUGUUUUCAUAGCACAGAUCAUGUCAUCGGAGAGCAGCCGAAGAGACCAUGGUGGUGUCGCCUUCCAACCACCUUAUCUCAGAAACCCAAAUCUUGAAGGAACAAAUGUUGGGGCCUCGAUGAUCAUUCACCGUGGUGGCUCGGGGUUGUUAUCAGGUGAGAUGAAUGAUAGUUGUGGUGUUAAUAUCUAUGUAAAUAAUAAUAUUCAGGGGUUAAAUAAUUCUAUAAUGAUUGGAAGCCGAUUAUAUAUGCGUGAUCCUGGAGUUUGGUUGACAUUAAAAGAUUCAAAGUUGGAGAGAUGGUUUUCUAAGAAAACCGAUACAAGUUGUUUUUCUGUAGGAUUUUAUGUGUUAUUGGUUCUUGUGAUUCUUUUGGCAUUUGUUGUGAUGUUCAUGUAAGUUAACUUGCUUUUUAUUUAUGUAUACGAAUUGUUAUAGACAUUUUUUUUUACCUAUCUAUACAAUCAUGUCAUGUCAGAACAUCCAAAAAAAACAA
Messenger RNA from Lactuca sativa (garden lettuce), 585 nucleotides. The record is from RefSeq and is a predicted model, not a curated record. NCBI's taxonomy places the organism in Eukaryota, Viridiplantae, Streptophyta, Magnoliopsida, Asterales, Asteraceae.